UUCUGUGGAGUGUCCAAGUACCUUUUUGCAAACAUUAAAUGAGCAACAAUGGGUUUUUGUAGACAGCAGUGGCUUCCUCCAUGGAGUCCUCCCAUGAACACCAUUCUUGGCCAUAGUUUUCCAUAUAGUUGAUGUGUACACAGAGAUAUUGGACUGUGCCAGUGAUUUCUGGAAGUCUCUAGCACACACUCUAGGGCAGGGGUUCCCCAUCUACAGCCCGUCUCCACGUUUGAAAACUUCCAGAAUAAAUGUCUGGACUUAUCCCCAUCUACAGCCCGUCUCCACGUUUGAAAACUUCCAGAAUAAAUGUCUGGACUUUAUUAGGAAAUUUAAAAUGCAUUAUUUGAACACAAAUUAUAUUAACAUACAUAAGAAACUUGUUGAUCAUCUUUUAAGUAUCCAGGAAUGCAAAAAAAAAUAAACAUUUGUCUUAAUACCACACAAAAUUGUCUAAUUUAAUCAAAUACAACAACAACUAAAAAAUUCUUAGGGAAUAACACAAAUAAAUAACAUAGUAGAAAACACAUACUGAAGGACACUUCUCCUAAGCAGCUCCCUACUCCAUUAGUAAGUUCACACAGUUUAAUGUAAUGGUAAUGCUAAACUGUGAUGCAGGUCGGACUUUCAGUAGCAAAAUUAGUGGUGCGUUUCACAAUGAUUACGUUUUACAUUACUUAAAUCGGGCUGCUGGCCGAAAAAAACCCUUCUAAUAUCCCUCCCAUGUAACGUAAUUCUGUACUGUGAGAGUUGCGUGUGUAUGUGUGGGGAGGAGAGGGGGAAGAUAGCUUGUUUUCCUGUUCAUUAGUUGUUUUGUCGAAUAUCCGAGAAUGAUUUCCUGACCAAUGUUUCGAUAAUCAUUGUAUCGCCAUAUCGUGAGCUUUGUAUCGCAAAUCCUAUCGUAUCGUGCUUCCCACCCUUAGUAACUAAAGCACAUUACCACAUAUAACACUCAAACUAAGGAACACACUUCCUACAGUUCUAAAGGCUUUAAUGUUAUGUCAUAAAUUAUUGGUGGCCUUUAUCCGUGACAAAUUUCUUGUCUCUUGCCUAAUGUAACUGAAACAUGAGGAUGUAAUGACAGCAAUCCCAAUUAAAAUGGAUUUGAUGAAUAUCGCUAUCAAUGGCAGGGGAUGAGUUAAUCGUGCGAUUAGAAUACAUAUGUUAAAACAAGUAUUUUGGGAUACUUAAAGUUGUAAUUUUACGAGGAAAUUUUCAAGAUAAUAAAGUCAUUACAACAAAAAUCUUUGAUUUACCCCCCCAAAAUUUUGAAAACAUUCUUAUGUUUACAACUAAGUAUUUACAAAGUGUGCAUUUUACAAAUCGUUCUUAUUUUAAUCACCUUGAGCUCUUUGACGUCAAUCUUGCCAGUGCCAUCAGAAUCAAAAAGGUCGAAAGCCUCCUUGAUCUCUUGCUUCUGCUCUUCGCUCAGCUCGAUUUUUGCACUGGCUUUCUUCUUGUGGCUCGUGGAUGGGACUGUUUUACGGUAAGCUGCAGCCUGGAAACGCAAAUGUUACAAUAAUGUACAACAAAUGAAUGCUCACGUAACUUUAGACGUCGACUCCAUCUUGAUGCUCGUAUUGGUAAAGUUUACCAUGCAUGCGCUACUCACAGAAAACACAAGCAGUCAGUAAAGUUUUGAAAUUGCAUUAGGAAAGAAAACAAAACAGCUUCACGCCAAUUUAUACCAUUUAAGUGGCUUUCCCAGGGGAGAUGUAGCAAAGAGAAGAGGUCACAAACAGGAGGAAUCCCGGAAGUACUCGAACACGUUCGUUUUUGCCGCUAAGACUCCUUUUCACUCCUCCUCGCACCUCUUUCUGCCUCGAAAAUUAGACGAAUGGGUCGUCCGAAUCACGCUUUUAAGUUAAACACAAGAGCUACGCCAGGAAAGGCUAGCAUCUGACGUCUUUUAUACUUUUCGUUCGAGUAAAGCGACUCGUUUGUUUGAUUUCCCUCAACAAACGUUUUUACGAGCGCGACUUUCCCCCCUGUAGCAACGCGAGAGCCAAUAGGAAGUGUUAUAUGACUAUGACGUAUACAUGUCGACCAAUUGUAAAAUGGAGUAGGCGGGAAGUAACGAGAUCCACCAAUCGCUGUAGACCUUCUUUUGUCUCCUUAGUGACCAGGCAAGUGAAGCCUCGUAUGGAAGCUAACCAAAAGGAAAAAGACAUGCAAAUAUGCGAUUGCUUGAUCUUGUGUAGAUUUAUAUUUAGUAUUUAUUAAAGGAACAAACGGCCCAAUAAGUCAUUUGUCCCUUUGGGAACGAAAAAGCCAAUAGGAAGUGUUUAUGGUGACACGUGUACGUGUCGACCAAUUGGAAAAUGAGGUACGUUUGAUGUAAUGUUGUCCACCAAUCGUUGUGGGCCAAUGCAGUUCCCCUUAGCAACGAGGCAAACGACGCAAGCGCAGUCGUUACCAGCGCUGGGAACCCCGUCAAUGGAAGGAGGGAAGAUAAUAAGGCCCUCGUAGCAAUGCUGGGAAGCACAAUAAUAAACCAGCGACAACAUGUGGGACUGCAGAAGCUGUCCGCACUGGCUGCCGUUGCACACUCCACAUUAGGACCCCAUAAAAAGUACAAGUUCAUCCAAGAUGAAGCUACUGGGGAUUCAGUUCUGGCCAGUUCAUGUUUACGUAUCCUGGACAACCUGGAUGUGGCCACCUGCUCUGUCGGCCAGCUGGUUCACGAAACCAUUCGGGCGCACCACGAGAUUUAUCACACAGGUUCAGGCUGCCUUCUGUUUUUUGCCGGAGCGUGGAGUCAAACGGCAUUAUCGUGUUUGCAUCAAGGAAUUCCGGCGAUGCAUGUGGUCGCAGCCAUGAUCGAGGGGAUAGAAUUUUGUAUGGACCUUUGCAAGAAAAGUAAUAUUUCGUUCAAUAAGCUUUUUGCUUUGACGUGGAACCACGAAAAAGAGGCACUGAUGGACUCUAAAGUCUGCAGAGGAAGAAGGCAAGUAAAGCUAAGUCGCCAUUUUUACAACACAAAGACUGAAAGUAUUCCAGUUCAGGAGCCUCGGCUUCCUGACGUUGCACACUUGGCAAAUAGACUGAGUCACGGUUGUGAUGACGGAAUGCAUCUAGUCAUCCAAGCCAGUCAGAUCCAGUUGAAAGCGACCCCCAAUUCUGCCUUUGACGUGACUAAAGUGACAACUUGUAUGUUGCCUGGCCUUUCUGAGGACCUUGCUCACGUUGUCCCUGGCUGCGUCGUUCUCCUCAACGCAGAGCAGACUUCUGUGGCACAUCACAUGAAGGACAAACCGCUAAACGUCGUUUUUAUCCUUGGAGAUUUAUCGCACACCUAUCGUCAUCUCGGCUUGAAAAAACAUGCGGGUGUGAAACAUGUUAGCGACCAGUCGGGUUUGUCUGACUUGAGCAAAGAGGAAGAGUGGAUGGAAAAGGUCCUGAGGCUCCUGUUGCAACUGCAAGUGGACUUGGUAAUGGUCAGCGGGCUUGUUAAUGAGCUUGUGAUUCAACGCUGUUCUCAGCGUCGCAUACUUGUUGUUGGAAAAGUUCGAAUGUUCAUUUUAAAGGAGAUGGCAAACGCAGCCGGAGCGAUUAUGGUGACGUAUGCCACACAGUUGAGCAAACAUUGCGUCGGCAAGAAUAUCCAAGUCAGUAUAUGGAAGGAAAUCUAUUGUCAUGAGGGGACGCCGUUAACCGCUGUCAGAGUUAACGUCACCGGUUGCACGCGUUUUGUCACGGCUGUCAUCACCAGCCCCGUAAAUGGGAAGCUGCAGGCCCUGGAGGACCGCUUUUGGGCUUGUGCUUACCGUGUACACCACGCCCUGAAGGACAAAGCGGUGCUGCCUGGUGCUGGAACAGUUGAGAUGCUUUGUAUUUUACACCUGAAGAAGAAAGCUGAAGUUCAGAAUCCCAGAAAUGGGAUUUCUGCUUCUAACCCCUACAUUAGUAUUGUGUUUAACCUCCUGGCAGACAGUUUUACAGAAUACCUAUCCACUGUGAUGGCGAACUCCACUGGGAUUUCACAUGUCAACGCCAGGACUGCAUUAAACCAGAAACUACAAGACAUCAACGGCAUAUCUGCAGAGUUCUCACCACUAAUGUUGGACUCUGACGAGAGUGCUCCGUCAUAUAAGGUGGUUGACAAUUUUACUGUAAAGCAGGAAUCAUGGAGGAGGGCUUUAGAUCUAGUUUUGCUCGUUUUCCAGACCGAUGCUGAGAUUAUUACUGGUGUGGACAAAAGCAAGCAUGACAGUCAAACAGAUCUAAUGUUUUUAUGACCUUCAC
Messenger RNA from Corythoichthys intestinalis (scribbled pipefish), 4242 nucleotides. RefSeq names its product Bardet-Biedl syndrome 12 (gene bbs12). The coding region runs from base 2469 to 4235 and encodes 588 amino acids. The transcript is spliced from 2 exons. The record is from RefSeq and is a predicted model, not a curated record. Gene Ontology annotation, biological process: chaperone-mediated protein complex assembly; photoreceptor cell maintenance. Gene Ontology annotation, molecular function: ATP binding. NCBI's taxonomy places the organism in Eukaryota, Metazoa, Chordata, Actinopteri, Syngnathiformes, Syngnathidae.